Molecule: messenger RNA, 842 nt
Organism: Tachyglossus aculeatus (Australian echidna)
Lineage: Eukaryota; Metazoa; Chordata; Mammalia; Monotremata; Tachyglossidae
Gene: SDHD
Product: succinate dehydrogenase complex subunit D
Exons: 4
Coding region: 35-493 (152 amino acids)
Biological process (GO): tricarboxylic acid cycle; mitochondrial electron transport, succinate to ubiquinone
Cellular component (GO): membrane; mitochondrial envelope
Molecular function (GO): ubiquinone binding; heme binding
Source: RefSeq, a predicted model, not a curated record
GCCGGUGACCUUGGGAAACUGCGCAAGAGGCGCCAUGGCGGCCCUGAGGCGACUCGGCGCGCUGGCGGUGGCGGCCCGGGGGGCCCGAGCUCUUCUCCUCCGCGCCCCCGGGGCCAGGCCCGCCUACGCCGUCAUCGCCCUGCAGCAGGACCGGCCCGUCCACCUCACCCCCAGCCGCUGCGCCGGCUCCAAGGCCGCGUCCCUCCACUGGACGUCGGAGAGAGCCGUGAGCCUCCUGCUCCUGGGCCUGCUCCCGGCCGCCUACCUGAGCCCCAGCCCCGUGAUGGAUUACUCGCUGGCCGCCGCCCUCACACUGCAUAGCCACUGGGGUCUCGGCCAGGUGGUGACCGACUACGUCCACGGGGACGCGCUGGUGAAAGGAGCCAACGCCGGCCUCCUGGCACUGUCGGCCGCCACCUUCGCCGGCCUCUGCUACUUCAACUACCACGACGUGGGGAUCUGCAAAGCCGUUGCCCUGCUGUGGAGCCUCUGAGCUCCACCCUGACCGCCCCCCGCCUCCACCCCCAGCCGUCUGCCAGCGCCGCGGGGCCGAGGGAUCCCACGCUGAAGGCAAAGGGGGCCCUUGGGGGAGGCUUCAAACCCCCACUUUGAACGGAGACAGCUGGAGAGUGGGUGGGGUGGGGGGGGCCUUAAUCUUGCAGGCCCUGGGGCCAUUCAAUCUGGACCCUCAGUUUCCCCAGAUUUGGGGUGUGGGGCUCAGCAUUUGGGAUAGGGGUGUCCCGCAAGGCUGUUCCCAACCUGGAAUGUCGCCUGAACGCCAGAGCUAACGACGAGGGGGGCAGCGUUUAAUUCGCACAAUAAAACAUUUCAGACCACAGCCA